This is a messenger RNA of Colletotrichum graminicola M1.001, 711 nucleotides long. RefSeq lists its product as uncharacterized. Lineage: Eukaryota; Fungi; Ascomycota; Sordariomycetes; Glomerellales; Glomerellaceae. The record is from RefSeq and is a predicted model, not a curated record. The transcript has a single exon. Bases 1 to 711 code for a protein of 236 amino acids.
AUGCAAGUCGAUCUAGUCAACGCGAUAACGCUCCUGAAGCAAAACAAAUUGCAGGCCGCAUUCCGCAUCAUAAACCAAAGUCUCGACUCAAUGGGGCGCAUGAUCAAAAGCCAAGACCCGGAAAUCUUUUACAUGUUAUCCGGCUGCACCUUGCAGCUGGACGACGAUAUGGACAAGCUCCUGACCGUCUCCAUCUCCCAGAUGCACGGGGUGGUGUUGGGUCCGCAGCACCCCCUCAGUCUCGUAUGGAACAAGCUCAGGCAUAUGUUGUGGGUUUGCCGCGCGCGGACCAUCAGUAUGGUGGCCUUCGACAGCGCGCAGUUUCUCGAGACUCGGCUGGGGAUCCAGAACGGAGCGGUUUAUUCGGCAGUCACCUCGAUGACCAGUGUUCUUUAUAGCUUCCGCGAGACGGACGGCAAAGAGUUUCGCAUGGUCCUAUCCAAGUAUGCAACUGCCGCCGAAACAUACCUUGCAGAAGGAGACUCGCUGAGGUCCUGUCAAUGGUUCUUGAAGCUGGCCGGGUUUCAGUGUACAGCAGGACAGUACGAGCCAGCCAGAUACGCGUUGACCAGGGCUUUUGCUCUUGUCCAAGACGGUGAUAAGAGCUCCGGCAGCCAUUGGCUCAUAAUGGAGUUUUGUUAUUACUAUCUCAUGGCGAAUCUUCACUCCGAGUGCGGCACUAAAUGGGAUGCCGAGUCACUUGAAUACUAA